Molecule: messenger RNA, 1524 nt
Organism: Arabis nemorensis
Lineage: Eukaryota; Viridiplantae; Streptophyta; Magnoliopsida; Brassicales; Brassicaceae
Source: the annotation of a GenBank genome assembly
AUGGCGAUGGCGAGUUUAGCCAGGAGAAAAGCGUAUUUUCUCACCAGAAACGUAACCAACUCUCCCACUGACGCUUUCAGAUUCUCGUUUUCCCUUUCCCGUGGCUUCGCUUCAUCGGGAUCUGAUGAGAACGACGUCGUAGUCAUCGGCGGUGGUCCCGGCGGCUACGUGGCGGCGAUCAAAGCGGCUCAGCUUGGUCUCAAAACCACCUGUAUCGAGAAACGCGGCGCACUUGGUGGUACUUGUCUCAACGUCGGUUGCAUUCCCUCAAAGGCCCUUCUUCACUCUUCACAUAUGUACCAUGAGGCGCAACAUUCUUUCGCCAAACACGGUAUCAAGGUAUCUUCGGUUGAGGUUGAUCUUCCUGCUAUGUUGGCUCAGAAAGACAAUGCGGUUAAGAACCUAACUCGAGGUAUUGAGGGUUUGUUCAAGAAGAACAAGGUAACCUAUGUCAAGGGUUAUGGUAAGUUUCUUUCCCCCAAUGAAGUCUCUGUGGAAACAAUUGAUGGAGAAAACACCGUUGUGAAAGGCAAGCACAUCAUUGUUGCUACUGGCUCAGAUGUCAAAUCUUUGCCUGGUAUUACGAUUGAUGAAAAGAAGAUUGUUUCAUCGACUGGAGCAUUGUCUCUGUCGGAAAUUCCAAAGAAACUGAUUGUGAUUGGUGCCGGAUAUAUUGGGCUUGAGAUGGGUUCUGUUUGGGGUCGGCUUGGAUCAGAGGUCACCGUUGUUGAGUUUGCUGGGGAUAUUGUUCCUUCGAUGGAUGGCGAAAUCCGCAAGCAGUUUCAACGUUCACUCGAGAAGCAAAAGAUGAAAUUCAUGCUCAAGACUAAAGUUGUAUCCGUGGACUCCUCUGGAGACGGUGUAAAGCUCACUGUGGAACCGUCAGAUGGAGGAGACCAGACCACACUCGAAGCUGAUGUUGUCCUUGUCUCAGCGGGAAGAACACCAUUCACAUCUGGACUUGAUCUGGAGAAAAUCGGAGUUCAAACUGACAAAGCCGGGAGAAUUCUGGUGAACGAGAGAUUCUUGACCAAUGUCUCAGGCGUGUAUGCGAUUGGAGAUGUGAUUCCAGGACCAAUGCUUGCUCACAAAGCCGAAGAAGACGGUGUCGCAUGUGUGGAAUUCAUAGCAGGCAAACACGGCCAUGUGGAUUAUGACAAGGUUCCUGGUGUUGUCUACACACAUCCUGAGGUUGCAUCGGUUGGAAAAACCGAAGAACAGCUGAAGGCAGAUGGUGUGAGUUACCGGGUUGGGAAAUUCCCGUUUAUGGCUAAUAGCAGAGCUAAGGCCAUAGAUAAUGCAGAAGGAUUGGUUAAGAUUUUGGCUGAUAAGGAAACCGAUAAGAUCUUGGGCGUUCACAUUAUGGCGCCAAACGCUGGAGAGCUGAUCCAUGAAGCGGUUCUUGCGAUUAACUAUGAUGCAUCGAGUGAAGACAUUGCUCGAGUUUGUCAUGCUCAUCCCACUAUGAGCGAGGCUCUCAAGGAAGCUGCAAUGGCCACUUAUGACAAGCCGAUUCACAUCUAA